Molecule: messenger RNA, 2614 nt
Organism: Tachysurus vachellii
Lineage: Eukaryota; Metazoa; Chordata; Actinopteri; Siluriformes; Bagridae
Gene: lgi1a
Product: leucine-rich, glioma inactivated 1a
Exons: 8
Coding region: 309-1931 (540 amino acids)
Biological process (GO): myelination
Molecular function (GO): protein binding
Source: RefSeq, a predicted model, not a curated record
UGUGCGUGUGUGUGUGUGUGUGAGUGAGAGAGAGAGAGAGAGAGAGAGAGAGAGAGAGCUCAUCUCUGCGGUUUUGAUCUCCGACUGCGUGCACCUGUCUUUACACACGGAAUUUUCCCCCAAUCUCCAUCACCGACAGAGACAAGCGAGCGAACGAGGGAAACGAGCGUGUUGUGCUGCAAUCUCACGGAAAAACACGACUGUACAAAGGAUACACAGGCGCAGGGUGUUAAUCCCCCCCCAAACUCUCUCCGUUUCAUGAGCGCGGAUAUCGUGCGCGCGGGUCGGAAGCUGGCUGGCGCGGUAACAUGGAGCUGGUUGGCGCGCGAAGCUUUUGCUUGUUCUGCGUCGUCUCGCUCGUGCUGCUUGUAGCUGAAGGCAGGAGGCGGACGACGCGGUGUCCCGCGACCUGCACGUGCACCAAAGACACCGCGCUGUGCUCGAGCAGCUCCCCCAUUCCGCGCGGCUUCCCUCCCGACGUCAUCUCACUAUCCUUCGUGAAGUCCAGCUUCAGCGAAAUCCCCAAGGAGAGCUUCGUUCACAUCCCAGCACUCCACCUCCUACUUUUCACAGCCAAUUCGUUUGAGUCCAUCAGUGAGGACGCCUUCCUUGGUCUUCCACAUUUGGAAUACCUGUUUAUUGAAAAUAAUCAGAUCAAUUCGAUAUCACCUUUUGCCUUCCGAGGUCUCAAGUCCUUAAUACACUUGAGCCUUGCCUUCAACAAUCUGGAGUCUCUUCCAAAAGAUCUUUUUAAAGGCGUGGACACCUUGACAAAAGUUGAUUUGCGUGGAAAUCUGUUCACCUGCGAUUGCAAACUGAAGUGGCUGGUGGACUGGAUUUACCACACGAACGCAACCGUAGACCAGAUAUACUGCAACAGCCCUCCAGCCUAUCAAGGAAAGAAAAUCAACGAUCUUACUCCACAGUCAUUUGAUUGCAUAACUACUGAUUUUUCUUUACUGAAGUCUCUCGAGUUUCAGUCCAUUUCAGUGGAGGCUUUUAUUUUCGGUGGUGACCAGUAUGUGGUGUUUGCCCAGCCUUUCAUCGGAAGAUGUAGCUUCAUGGAAUGGGAUCAUGUUCAAAUGGAAUUUCGGAAUUUUGACAAUAUAACAAGCACCUCCACUGUUAUUUGCAAACCUCUGGUGAUCGAUGAGCAGCUGUUUGUCAUAGUGGCUCAGCUCUUUGGUGGCUCCCACAUCUACAAGCGUGACAUCUCUGCCAACAAGUUCAUCAAACUCCAAGACAUUGACAUCCUAAAAAUCCGCAAGCCUAACGACGUUGAGGUGUUUCGCCUGGACGGAGAAUCCUUCUUUGUCAUUGCCGACAGCUCCAAAGCUGGUUCUACCACUGUGUACAAGUGGAAUGGCAACGGCUUUUACUCACACCAGUCACUGCACCCGUGGUACCGUGACACGGAUGUUGAAUAUCUAGAAAUUUCUGGCAAGCCGCACCUGAUAUUAUCCAGCAGCUCGCAGCGGCCCGUCGUCUACCAGUGGAACAGGAGCUCCAAGCUGUUUGAAAGACGCACCGACAUACCUGAGAUGGAGGAUGUCUAUGCCGUGAAGCACUUUCAAGUGAAGGCUGAGCUCUAUGUGUGCCUAACACGAUUCAUUGGUGACUCCAAAGUGAUGAAAUGGGACGGCACCAUGUUCGAAGAGGUCCAGAGUGUGCCGUCGCGAGGCUCCAUGGUCUUCCAGCCCUUCACUGUGGCAGACUGGCAGUACGCCAUCCUAGGCAGCGACUACUCCUUCACGCAGGUGUACCGCUGGGAUGCCAAGAAAAGCCAGUUCAUUCAUUUCCAAGAGCUCAACAUCCAGGCCCCACGAGCCUUCCUGCUGGUGUCCAUCGAUAAUCGAGAGUUCCUCCUGGCUUCCAGUUUUAAGGGGCAAACACGCAUAUAUGAACACUUGAUUCUUGACUUAAGUGAUUGAAUGGGAAAAAGGGAGGGCGAAUGAGUUACCAGUGAUACUUUCCACUUUGUGGGUAAAUACAGGGAAGGUGCUGAGAAAACAGAGAUGCCUCCCAGCUUGAGAACGGACCACAUGGGUAGCACAUAUGCAUGCCAAUGCCUUUAGGUAGGUGUCCACCAUCGCUUGAAAUCCAUACUAUUCAGCCAAGCCAUGCUCUAACACUUCACUGAGUGUUUUGUUAUCGUAACUAAAAGAGUUCAGAUUUUGUUGAUUAUCGUAAACACAGCUACUGAAAAUAGACCUUCAAUUCUAUUCUAUUUAUUAUCCUCUUUGAAACAAGCAAAUACGCUAAAUUCUAUGUUUACAUUUUAUCCCUGCUUUCCAUUUGUAAACUGAAUAUGUAUUACGCUUUUGUAAGAUGUGGGGCCAAACCAGCAAAAGAAUUUGAUAGGAUUUUGAAAUUAUUUUUAUUGAUGUUGGUUUGUAUAAUCUGUAAACGCAACUAAAGACACUGUUUUAAUUAUUAACUCCAGUAAAAGUUAUGUGAUUUAAAAUUUUUAACAGACCGUACAGUACUCUAUUUGGACCAACAAUCAUUUUCCACGCUCAUGUUCAUUCAAUUUAUUAUGCCUGCAUUGUUUGAAACCAAAGGUGUAAACUUUGAAGCCAUGGUUUUAAAUUGAAAUAAAAAUUCCAACACAUUA